Messenger RNA from Mercenaria mercenaria, 1420 nucleotides. RefSeq names its product copine family protein 2-like. NCBI's taxonomy places the organism in Eukaryota, Metazoa, Mollusca, Bivalvia, Venerida, Veneridae. Bases 476 to 1258 code for a protein of 260 amino acids. The record is from RefSeq and is a predicted model, not a curated record. The transcript has 7 exons.
UCAACCGUGACAGUGACCUCUAAACAGGUCAUUUAAACGUUGGAAAAGUGUUCGUACUUUCUGUUUGUUUUUUUUUCAAUGAAUAUACAUACUUUAAGAGGAGGAAGUGAAAGGAUAAUGCCACUGUUGUUGUGUCAAUAUUAAAGUGAAAGUAAUUUCAAAAUAUGUACAGUUAUAUCCUGAUGUGAACACAUGUCUACAUUACAUCUUAAGUAGAGACACUAAAGAUAACGUACGUGACGGUUUUAGCCGAUAUAUAUUUUCCCUGCUAUGGAUUUAGAUCGAUUAUUUCUCUAUUAUGAAAGUGAUUUGUGAGUGGAUGUCAUUUGACGGUAUUAAGUCAACAUAAUUCAUACACUGUUGCCAACAUUACACUUACAAAAAAAAAACAUUGGGAUUAUUUUCAUUUUCAUACGGAAGACUUAACGGACGGAAUUAAUUAUUGAGAAAUAACUUAUAGUCUUAUACAAUACUGAUGGCGAGCCGUUCAAUGCGGUUUCGUGCAUUUGCCGACCGGUUCACGACAGUCCCUGAAGUAGCACAAGCCAUCAGAGAAGCUGGUCUCGGGAAAUGCGGACUUAUUUUCGGUAUUGAUUACACGAUGAGUAACAAGGUUCAAGGGGAGAAAACGUUUGGCGGAAAAAGUCUACAUAAAGUUGAAGAUGAUUUAAAAAAUCCAUAUCAAGAGGUUAUUGAGAUAUUAGGACAGACGUUAGAAUGUUUUGACGAUGACAGAAUUAUACCAGCGUUUGGGUUUGGUGACAAAACUCACAAACAAGAAGGAUAUUUUCCCCUGAAUGAGAAGAGAGAAUGUGUCGGAUUCCGAGAGGUUUUGGAUACUUAUAAUAGGGUUACGCCGUCGGUAAGUCUACAUCGGCCGACGAAUUUUGCUCCACUCAUCCAUAAGGCUAUACAGAUUGUUCAGCAAACUAGGAAGUACCACAUACUGGUGAUAGUAGCAGAUGGUCAAGUAACUGAAGAGCAAGAGACUCAGCAAGCCAUAGUUACUGCUUCACACUAUCCGCUGUCGAUUAUCGUUAUAGGUGUUGGAGAUGGACCCUGGGGGAUGAUGCAAGAGUUUGAUGACAGACUACCUACUCGAUUAUUUGACAAUUUUCAGUUCGUAAAUUUUCAUGAAAUAAUGUCGACGUCAAAUUAUGCGCCGGCCAGUUUUGCCCUGAACUGUUUGAUGGAAAUUCCAGAUCAGUAUAAAGCCAUUAAGCAACUUGGAUAUUUAGACUAUCAACAACAGUGUUGACGAAUACCUGAGAAGUCAGGUGUUGCGAUUAGCUAGAAAGCUUAAUUUAGACGAUUAGCUAAGAGUGAUUAUGUAUUCAGAUGGAACUCUUGUUAAAAGUUCCUGAAGGUUUUACAAGCUUAGUCAGUCACUGAUAUGUUUAAUGAUUAAUUGAGGAAGAAA